AUGGCCAAAGAGGUACACUGUACUGUGCUGUGCAUGCAGCUCACGCCUGUCCUGCCUUCCGCGACGCCCGCGGCAGUGGCGGCGAUUCAGACGCAUUUCAAAGGCGCAGUGGAAGAGACGGAGUUUAUCGACACAGUCGCUGCGAAACUGCGGGAGCACGGCUUUAAGAGGGACAACUGUAUCGCGCUGGUGAGCACGUGUCGCGACGAGGCGUCGCGGUUGUUCGACGGGUUGGUCGACAAGCACUUCGGGCUCGUCUUCUCGCUUAACGGACUCGCCGGCGUGCCGCCCGGCGGCGUGCUCGCCGUCAAGGCCGGCACGUCGCACAGCCCGCAGGACGCGACAGGCCGCGAGCGAUACGUGUUCUUCGGCUUCACGCACAUUGGCAUUGACGACUCCGGCAUGGCCGGUAAGAUGCGCCGCAACGGGCGCGCGGCCAUGUCGGGCGCGUGCGGUGCGCUGGCGGCGCUGACGGCGCAGCUCAAGGACGGAAAGGGGCUGGGGGAGGCGGACGAGGAGGACAUGGAGGCUUACCUGCUCUUCAAGAAGCUGCGCGUUAAGGACCCGCCGGCUAACAUCGUGGCCGUGACCAAGGCAGCAGUUGCUGUAAUCAACGACACGCUCGAGAAGAUAAUCGCCAAAGUCGUGGAUGCAACCAAGGCGGACUAUGCCGUGUUUACAGGCGUGCAGAUCCACUCCAACUGCUAUCCCUCGGGCUCCACGGGCGGUGUGGCCCCGUUCAAGCUGGCCCCGUUCAAGCUGAGUGAGACGGUGGAGUAUGUGUCGCCGUCGCUGGGGUAUGUGGUGGUUAAUGGGGUGAAGACCCCCCUGAAGCUCACCAAGGAGGUGUGA
This is a messenger RNA of Closterium sp. NIES-65, 852 nucleotides long. The record is from the annotation of a GenBank genome assembly. NCBI's taxonomy places the organism in Eukaryota, Viridiplantae, Streptophyta, Zygnematophyceae, Desmidiales, Closteriaceae.